UUGACUCGGGGAAAACCGCGAUUGCAGAAGUUGGACGCGCUCGCAGGCCGUUCUUUGCAGAGUGGGUGGAGCCGAGUGGCGCCUACUCACCUAGCGCCGUCCACCCCCGAGCGUGAGCGUGAGCGAGAGCGAGAGCGAGAGCGAGAGCAGCAGCUUUGGAGGGCGCGAGCCGGCCGGGCCCCGGCCCCCGGCCCCCGGCCCCCGGCCCCCGGCCCCGUGGGAAACCCCGUCUCCUCAGCGCGCGCAGCCCGCUCGGUAACGCCGCGGAGGCUGGCCCGGGGUCCUCACCCCCACCGCCGGGAUCCCCGCUUCCUCAAUCAACCUCGGGAACGUCUAUCAGGGAGGGAGACUUGGUUUCUAGAAACGGCGGCGAUUGAGCCUUUCGUUGCGACACGGGGAAGAAGUACAAAGUUACGAACUCCUGGAACGCCGGGCUUGGUUUCCCUUUGGGUUUUACGCCCGCCGCCGCGAGCCGAGGAGCCCGCGGAACAAAGUAGAACUUGAGGAGCCGCCGCCGCGGUGACUCCGUCCCGGGGUGACGUCACCGUGCGAUAUUUAAAACGGGAGCUGUUCGCUCCGAGUGUGGGCGGAGGAGCUGCGGCUACUUGAAGACGCCCGAGGGCUCCCUGGCCCAGCUCGCUUCGGUUUCUUUCUCCGACUUUAUAACUCCCUCGUUCACCCUUUGGUACUCCCAGGAUUCUAACUGGUGGGAGUGGGUUAAUUUUUAUGCUAUUCCACGCAUCAUUGCUUCAGGCUGAAGAAAAAAUAAAAAAAAGUGAUUCCAUAUGACUCAUCCUGUGUUCCAAAGCAAUAGCAACCACUGAGUGGUUCUUUGCUUCCUUUUAUUUUUUUGAUACGAAACAACAAGACAAAAAGGAAAACAAAACCCUAACCUCAGAUAUGGAGAGCACAGUAGACGAAUUUAAUGAAUGAGAAUGAUCUCGUUAAGAAUUCAGAACUUUCCUUUCGUGGGGUUCCUUGUUUUCUUUGAUGAGAUGGAAGCUAAUGUAGUUCCAUCAGCAAGCAACUUUCUUCUCAAACCGUAUAUUAAAUUGCAGUGGGUUUUAUUUUCCAUUAUAACAUGGUGGGAUAUAAAUACAGCUUUGUAAAGUGGAAAUGGCCUGACUUUUUUUUUAGGAGGGUGCCUCAUAGCAUUUGUGGAAGGCUGGGGUUGUAUGUGCCUCCACGACUUUUAUGUGCAACUCAGUUCCCCUUGUCUGGUACUUGGCCAAAGAAGGUGGAUUUGGCAUUCUAGGGUUCCAGAGGGGGAAGGUUUAGGUGUCUACCCAUCCAAGAUCGGGGUGGGUAGGACUACCUGCACACCUCUCAGAUAACUAGUAUUUCACAGUGAGAUCCCUCGUUUGAAUUUCCGCAAGGAGUAAAGAAUCAUAUUAAUGAGGAGAGAUGUCCAGAGGUUUGAGAAAACAAAUGUGUGAGAACCCAAACUUAUCAGCUAGGUUUUUGGUUUUUAUAUUAAAUACAGCAGAGGCUGUAUAUCUUUAAUAAUUGGCUCUGGAAGGGAUGAUACUGCUUAGUAAAUGCAGCAUAUGAAAAACUCCCAAGUUACUUACAGCCGCCAAGUGAAUGAGCUCAUUGCAUAAAGACAGAAUAGAAUACACAUUGAAACAAUCCCAGGAGAAGAUUUUUGCCUUUAUGGAUUAAUCAAUGAUAAAUCAGAUCUGCCAUUUAAAGAGAGUCUUUCUUGAGGCAAUUCCACAGUGCAGCUAAAUCUCUGGCUUUCUUUUAGUUUGAUUUUUCUGUGGAUGACCCUGAAUUUCUGCUCUAUUAAAUAUGUUUUGAUAGAACCACUGUUGGGUUAUACCUUUCAGGGAAAGAUGAAGAACGAAAUUGCUGCUGUUGUCUUCUUUUUUACACGGCUGGUUCGAAAACAUGAUAAGUUGAAAAAAGAGGCGGUUGAGCGGUUUGCUGAGAAAUUGACUCUUAUACUUCAAGAAAAAUAUAAAAAUCACUGGUAUCCAGAAAAACCAUCAAAAGGACAGGCCUACAGAUGCAUUCGUGUCAAUAAGUUUCAGAGAGUUGAUCCUGAUGUUCUGAAAGCCUGUGAGAACAGCUGCAUCUUAUACAGUGAUCUAGGCUUACCAAAGGAACUCACUCUGUGGGUGGAUCCAUGUGAGGUGUGCUGUCGGUAUGGAGAGAAAAACAAUGCAUUCAUUGUUGCCAGCUUUGAAAAUGAGGAUGAGAACAAGGAUGAAAUCUCCAAGAAAGUUACCAGGGCUCUUGAUAAGGUUACCUCUGAUUAUCAUUCAGGAUCCUCUUCUUCAGAUGAAGAAACAAGUAAAGAAGUAGAAGUGAAACCCAGUUCAGUGACUGCGACCCCAAGCCCUGUGUACCAGAUUUCAGAAUUAAUAUUCCCGCCUCUUCCAAUGUGGCACCCUUUGCCCAGAAAAAAGCCAGGAAUGUACCGAGGGAAUGGUCAUCAGAAUCACUACCCUCCUCCUAUUCCAUUUGGUUAUCCAAAUCAGGGAAGAAAGAAUAAACCAUAUCGCCCAAUUCCAGUAACAUGGGUACCUCCUCCUGGAAUGCAUUGUGACCGGAAUCACUGGAUUAAUCCUCACAUGUUAGCACCUCACUAGCUGCUUUUUGAUUCUGUUGGUAUCAGUGUUGAGAGAAGGUAGACUAAGGCCUGACCACAUUAAAAGUUAAAAGUUCAUACUCAUACUAGUAAAGUUAGAUGGGCCAAACCAUCAACUUAUUUUUAUAGAAAAGUUAUUGAUAAUAAUCUUUCUUAAAAAAUAUAUAUGCACUUUAGAUAUAUUGAUAUAGUUUGAGAAACUUUAUUAAAGUUAGUCAAGUGCCUGAGUUUUUAAUAUUGGACUUGAGUAUUUAUAUAUUGUGCAUCAACUUUGUUGGAUACGAGAACACUGUAGCAGCAGACGAUCUGUUCUAGCACCUUUGAGCAUUUACUUUAUGGAGAGUAUGUAAGUUAUUUAUACACAAGGAAAUCUAUUUUAUGUCAUUGUUUAGAAAAAUUGCGUGAAAUCAUGUAGUUGCAAAUAAAAAGUAGUUUGAGGCA
Messenger RNA from Nyctereutes procyonoides (raccoon dog), 3034 nucleotides. RefSeq names its product BTG anti-proliferation factor 3 (gene BTG3). The coding region runs from base 1764 to 2594 and encodes 276 amino acids. Gene Ontology annotation, biological process: negative regulation of cell population proliferation; negative regulation of mitotic cell cycle. Gene Ontology annotation, cellular component: cytoplasm; nucleus. The record is from RefSeq and is a predicted model, not a curated record. The transcript is spliced from 5 exons. NCBI's taxonomy places the organism in Eukaryota, Metazoa, Chordata, Mammalia, Carnivora, Canidae.